Messenger RNA from Pelobates cultripes (western spadefoot toad), 14601 nucleotides. Lineage: Eukaryota; Metazoa; Chordata; Amphibia; Anura; Pelobatidae. The record is from the annotation of a GenBank genome assembly.
GUGCGUUUCAUGGUGGUUUCACGCAUCCAGAGCCUGUACGUCCUCAGGGCUGCUCUUUCCUCCUCCAUGAUGGCGGGAAGCUCGGUGAAUGAUGCUGAAUGAAGUAUCCCGGAAGGUGUGAGGAAGGUGCUGCGCGGUCAGAGACGUAGCUGCAUGAGCUCUAGGAGGAUUCUGUGUGAGUUGCUCAGUGAGCAGUGCAUUGUGGGAAAUGUAGUCUUGACUGCUGUUGCCCCGUUGCAUGAUGGGAGCUGUAACCCUUUCCUUUGCUGUGGGUUACUGGAGUGACACAUAGUGUGAGAAACCAGCAUUGUUCGUGUCUGAGAUUGUUGGCAAUACGUGAUAUUACUCGGUCUCCUUGUGGAUAAUGUGUCCCUGCAGGAAGCAUGCUGUGUAUGGAUAGAUUGCUUGUAGGGGGGCUUCUUCCAGUUGGUGCUGCUUGCUCACAGGGGUAGACUUUGUUCUUCAUGCUGUGGGUGCCAAGGUUGUGUCAGCAUUACUUUUGUAGUCACAGUCUAGUCCUGUCAUUGUCUGACACAGUGGGAGGGACCUGGGUCCUGUCACUGUGUGAGACAGCCUGAGGGACCUGGGUCCUGUCACUGUGUGAGACAGCCUGAGGGACCUGGGUCCUGUCACUGUGUGAGACAGCCUGAGGGACCUGGGUCCCGCCACUGUGUGUGACAGCCUGAGGGACCUGGGUCCCGUCACUGUGUGAGACAGGCGGAGGGACCUGGGUCCCGCCACUGUGUGAGACAGCCUGAGGGACCUGGGUCCUGCCACUGUGUGAGACAGCCUGAGGGACCUGGGUCCUGCCACUGUGUGAGACAGCCUGAGGGACCUGGGUCCCGCCACUGUGUGAGACAGCCUGAGGGACCUCGGUCCCGCCACUGUGUGAGACAGCCUGAGGGACCUGGGUCCCGCCACUGUGUGAGACAGCCUGAGGGACCUGGGUCCCGCCACUGUGUGAGACAGCCUGAGGGACCUGGGUCCCGUCCACUGUGUGAGACAGCCUGAGGGACCUGGGUCCCGCCACUGUGUGAGACAGCCUGAGGGACCUUGGUCCCGUCACUGUGUGAGACAGCGGAGGGACCUGGGUCCCGCCACUGUGUGAGACAGCCUGAGGGACCUGGGUCCCGCCACUGUGUGAGACAGCCUGAGGGACCUGGGUCCCGCCACUGUGUGAGACAGCCUGAGGGACCUGGGUCCCGCCACUGUGUGAGACAGCCUGAGGGACCUGGGUCCCGCCACUGUGUGAGACAGCCUGAGGGACCUGGGUCCCGCCACUGUGUGAGACAGCCUGAGGGACCCGGGUCCCGCCACUGUGUGAGACAGCCUGAGGGACCCGGGUCCCGCCACUGUGUGAGACAGCCUGAGGGACCCGGGUCCCGCCACUGUGUGAGACAGCCUGAGGGACCCGGGUCCUGUGUGAGACAGCCUGACUGUGUGAGACAGCCUGAGGGACCCCCGCCACUGUGUGAGACAGCCUGAGGGACCUGGGUCCCGCCACUGUGUGAGACAGCCUGAGGGACCCGGGUCCCGCCACUGUGUGAGACAGCCUGAGGGACCCGGGUCCCGCCACUGUUGAGACAGCCUGAGGGACCCGGGUCCUGCCACUGUGUGAGACAGCCUGAGGGACCCGGGUCCUGCCACUGUGUGAGACAGCCUGAGGGGCCCGGGUCCUGCCACUGUGUGAGAGAGGCGGAGGGGCCCGGGUCCUGCCACUGUGUGAGAGAGGCGGAGGGGCCCGGGUCCUGUCACUGUGUGAGACAGGCGGAGGGGCCCGGGUCCUGUCACUGUGUGAGACAGGCGCAGGGGCCCGGGUCCUGUCACUGUGUGAGACAGGCGCAGGGGCCCGGGUCCUGUCACUGUGUGAGACAGGCGCAGGGGCCCGGGUCCUGUCACUGUGUGAGACAGGCGCAGGGACCUGAGACAGACAGCACCAAGGGACAUGACUCAUGUUACUGUGGGUGGCAGUCUGAGGGAGGUGGGCUGUUGCUGGAUGCAGUACACAGCACAGGGUUUUGUUGCUGCUUGAGGCCUUCUGAAGGACUUUGUUCUUGAGAGAAGUAGGGUGCUUUUGCAUUUGAAGGCAAAUAUGAGAGUCUGCGUAUAGGCAAUCAGAAUGGUAAUAGGAGGUGUGGCCCCUUAUUUAACCACACAUGAUGCGAUACAUUGUCCUGUCAUAAAUGAUGAAUACUGUAAAAAACAAAACAAAAAAAAAACUCGUCAAUCUGGGUGAUAAGUGAUAUGGUCCUUUUUACUAUGGAUGGUGAGAGACAUGGCCCUAUUACAAUGAGUUCAUGCUUGUAAAUGUAAACCUUUUACACUGAAUAAAUGCUGAGGAUUUAUGUUGUUUUGGUGACCAAUUUUACCCUUUUCCUAAAGGUAUUUAUGGUAGAUUCAUAAGUCUAGUUGAAUAUGAAAGAGAAUGCACACAAGAAACCAAAAAUAAAUCUCUAUCUUGGUUUAAUAAAUCAACACUUGGUUUAGACACAUAUAUUACAACAAUAAGUGAUAACUUAUAUUACAACAAUAAGUGAUAUAUGUGUCUAAACAAAGUGUUGAUUUAUUUUUGGUUACUGGUGUGCAUUCUCUUUCAUAUUCAACUAUUGUUUGUUUUGGUAUUUGAGGGGAUACCGGUGAUGAAUAGCACCCAUGUGUAUAUCAAAUGGUACUAAUAAAUAGUUUCUCCAUACCUUGUUUAUUAUAGAUUCUUAAGUCUAGCAAUGACUUUCAUGCAUUCUGUUAAGACACAUUUCCAAUCAGUGAAUGGAAUUACUGGUGACUAUAUACUGAAUGCUAUCUGAGAAACUGGUUCCUGUCAAUCGAAUGGCUGUCCUGCAUUCAGGAUGUAAGCUCAUAGACAUAUCCAUGCUAAUCUUGUGUAUUUAUGAAUGAGACUUUUGAGUUUGCUGAAAGAUAUCACACUCCUAUCAUUCAUAGUUCACAAUUCCAUCACACUCUUUUACUAUUUAGAAAUGCAGUAGUGGCUGAUAUGUAUUAGCACAAUGUUCCUUCUACAGACUGGCUGCCCAAGGACACUGCCAUCAGACCUUUGUCCAGUACCUGAUGAAUUGCACUUAAUAUGGCAUACAGUGAUCCCAGAGGUAGGUGCACCGCCAUGGGAAUUAUGUCUGGGAAGCAUGGUUUCCAGCUCCAGUCCAACUAUCCAGAUAUUUAAUCAGUGCAAUUUAUUACAUACAAAUAAACAACUCUUUUGUUAGGACAGGUUGAUCAUUGGACAAACAAGACUGACUGAUCCAUGUGUGCUUGCCAUGUUAACAUUGAUAGAGAGAAUAAGCUGCACCACGCAAUCAAUUCAUAUUAAAAUAAACUACUAAUAAAAAUAGGUUACUGUAAAACCUUAGAUAAAACAUCAUUAAAUGAACAGUCCAAGCACAAUAAUCUCUACAGACUACUGUAGUUGUUAUGGUGCCAGAAGUGCCCUGACACCUCUCCAAUGUAAUAGGAGAAAUAGGUAAAUUAUCAAAUGGUUGGAUUACUUAUCUGGGUUCUGCCAGGCAAUUCACCCUUCACCAUUGCAGCUGGAAACUCUGAGCUAGCCCAGUUGUGCAGAGAUUAUAUGAAGGGCUGAAAGCAAUCAGCAAUUGUUUUUCUUUCAACUGUAGAUUGUUUAUGAUGAUCAGUGGUUAAUGCCCUAAAAUUAUGUGUCUGUGUCUUUUAUCUCACCUCUUGGCCAGCAUCUGAGGGUUUGGACACAGAGCGUGGGAUGGAGGAUGUGGGCUUGGCAGCCGGCAGGACCCAGCGGGAGAAGAAGCGAUCGUACAAAGACCUUCUGCGUGAAGAAGAGGAGAUUGCUGAAGAAGUUCGAAAGUCAUCAAAGAAAAGGCCCAAGGUUGGAGGGUGUGGGAUAUUUGAUGUCUUUUUCACAUUGGAUCAAUGCCUUUUGUAACUUGUUCAAAUGUUAAGUCUAGUUCACAAAUACAAUCUGUAUUUUCACUAGAAGUAAUUUAAGAAUGGAGGGGAAAAAAAAGACUGGUCAAUAUAUCUUGUAGAUGUUUGUAGAUCACAAAUCAUUUUAUGUGCCCACAGCAUGUCAGAUUAGUUCUCUUUCAUCUUAAACUUAAGAUGUAUUGACCAGUCCUUUUUUUUAAAUUACUUCUAGUGAAAAUAUUAUUUUUCUCAAGUUGAAAUCUGUCCAACUUUUUAUGAAUUUCAACUAAAACCAUAAUAAACUUUUUAGAAAAAUAAUUUUUUGUUAUCUGAAUAAACUAUUUGUUUUGAUUAACAAACCCUGUUACAUAAGUUAUUUCAGAUAUGUCAUGGUUGUGUUUGUAGGAAUCUGACUUUUCCUUUCUUGGAUCGGAGUCCCACAAGAAGAAAAAGAAGCAUUUUUCAGAGGAUGCAUUUUAUGCAGGUGGGACAAAUUGCUUUCUUUUUCCGAUAUUACUGCUCAUUAACCAGUUCAGUUUGUUGUAUAUCCCACUUGUCUUGCUCUAAAUUAACAUUUACCGUUCACAGGCUUUUCUCACUGUGUUUUGCUUCUUUCUAUAACAUUGCAACAUAAAUGCAAUUCAUCUUGAGACUAUUGCAUUUAAAACUGUACUAAGUCUUCUGUACAGUUUUUGUUACAGUAUUUUGCUCCUUUAUAUUGAUUCCAUUUUAUUUAACUUCAAUAAACGAAUGCAUUUUUCUUGCUUUCAAUCUGUUUCUCCAUUGGUUACACCUGUGUAUUUUAGAUUUGUCUUCUGCAGACAUAAAGAAGAAGAAAAAGCCACUACCUCCCAACCCAUCUUCUCCUUCUGAUACAGCAAUGGAUCUUCUGAAAGCCAUCACCUCUCCACUGGCUUCUUCCAGCAAACUUCCUUGCAAGAAAGCAGAGAAAAUAAUUGCAUCCCCUGUCAGUUUUCCCUCUGGCUCCCAAAUACCACGCAAAGAGCAUCGCAAAAAAUCAGAGGAGGUUCCCACAGAGGAUCCUAGCCAUCAAGCAAAAAAGCCCAAACCUCUGACUUUACGAGAGCCAGAUGGACUGAGAAUGAAACUCAUUCUUUCUCCCAAAGAAAAGACAGAGGAACAUAUUAUCUCUCCACAGGCAAGCCCUGUGCUCAGUGAAGGGACAAGUGCUAAGAAAAGUAUUAAAAAACUACAAAAGGAAGAAACAGAGAGCCGAAGUAGCCACAAGAAACAUAAGAAGGAAAGCCAUACACCACGAUCUAGUGGUACACCUGAUUCAGCUUCUUCUGGUGGGGAUAUAGAGGGUGGGGAAUUGGUGAUUGAUGACUCAUUUCGGGAGGUGAAGAAAAAAAAGAAAUCUAAAAAAAGCAAGAAGAAGAAAGACAAACAUAAGGAUGACAAACAUAAGGAUGACAAGCACAGGAAGCACAGCAAAAGCAAGAGGGAACAUGGUGCUGAUGGGAGUCCAACACAGAUUCUACCACAAACACUAGCCUUGCCACCUGCUCCUACCACUGUAUCGCCACCACCUGCACCUCUGUCAGCACCUACCAUCAGCAACCCAGAGGUACCAUUGGACAAAAAGAAGAAGAAAGAGGAGUCAGAUAAGGUGAGUUCCCCCACUACAGUGUGCCCCCCUAAAGUACUUAAUGGAUUAAACUAUGUUGUGUAUUGCUUUCAAGACCAUGGCAGGAAGAAAUGGUUACGAGAUAUUAUGUCCAUCCAAAGUUAACAAUGUUCCCUAGAAUAAGUACAUAUCUCUGCACUUACAUACCACAGUAUAAUGGUUUCACAUAAAUGAACAGGUACAGGAAAACUGAGAAGACUGACAAGUCUUUUUUUUGUUUAUCCUAACCCAUGAAAAAAAACAGUGUGUAAAAAAGGCUAAGUUAAUUCUUCAUUAAGCAAUAAACCAUUUCUCUGGGAUUUGGUGGCGUAAAUCAACUUGUCACAAAAACUAAAACAAUGAUAACAUUUUGGUUAAAGGAUAAGAUACAAAUCUGUGAACAUACUUUAAAAGGAGACUCCGGGCACCAAUGCAGCUUUAACGCAUCUGGUUUUAGUCUCAUUAAUAUGCUGGGUUUUUUUUUGCAUGCUGACAUUUUUUUUUUUUUUUUUUCACACACAAAAAAAAAAAAGUUUAGCAGAAUGUUGCACCAAAGGUCUGCCUCUUUAACCCUGACCCCUCCUCAAAAAGACUUCCUUAUCAAAUGUUUGUACAAAGCUGAGCCACUGACUUUAUUAAAUGAUUUGAACUACAAAGUAAUCUGUGUACCCAGGAAUACCUAUAAUAUCACUACCUGGAGUAUAGUUUCUCUGAUUGUGUGCAGCCUGAUUGUGAAUCAAACCGCUCAGCUCACUCAGUGCAGUCAGUGGCUGAACUGUGUGCAUUUAUUUGAUAAUGAAAUAUUUCUGGCAUUUUGUAUAAAAACUAUAAAGGUCUGAACAUGCAAAAAAUCCAGUAUGUUAAUGAGGCCAAAACCAAAUUCAUUAAAAUUCUAUUAUUGCCUGGAGUGUCUUUUUCGUCAUUAUUUUUUUUUGUGUAGUUUAUUCUUUAACUAAACUAUUAACAAUGUUCAGUUAUACCAGUGUUUCUGAAUAUACAUUUAUAGAAUGAAAGAAAAUUUGCUUUGCCAAAGUCCAUCGGAAGAAUGGGUAUUAUCUUAUUAAAAAGGGACUAUUUUUAAAUAGUACAAAAGUUAAUGCAGAUAAAUUUCUCUGGUGGUAUAAUUGACACUGCCCCCACCCCACCAACCUUAUUUUGGGCUUAACCAAGGAUAAACUAUGUACAGAAAAGCUUUAUUCAGAUGAUAUUUAAAAAAAAAAAAAAAAAAAAACUUCAGACGCACUCCUUAUUAACUACUAGAGGUAUGUAUACCACAACCAUAACCAUCACAAUAUAGUAUUAUAUCUUUACCUCUUAAGGCAUCAUCACAUAGAAGGCCUGUUCCAGAACAAGUUCACAUACUUGCUGUUAUAGUCAGGCUAAAGGUUGUUCCUGAGCUCUGGUGUCUAAGCUGGGUUGGGUAUUCCUGUAAUUGUGCAUAGGAUAAAAUAGGAAGUUAUGCUGCUGUUUUUUUUUUGUUUUUUGUUUGGCUCAACAGGGGGCCAUUAAUUCAUUUAAAGCCUGUUCUAUCCAAGAAUAUGUUGAUUUCACUAGUGGUUCAUAUCAGCAGAAGAAUUAGCUUAGUCCUUUUUUUUCCUUUCUUUUUUUCCACUGCUACACUGCCUUAAUAAUACUGUAUGGUUACAUUUAGGAGGUCGCUAGUAUCACAUAGUAACGAACUUGAGUCUACAACAGAAUGCAGGGUUCUAUUAGACUAUUAGAUGUUACUAGGGCAUUUAAACAUCUACUUUGAGUGUAUGUUGCUUAUUGUAUCUUUCCAUGUUGGCACAACUAUAACUGCACCUAUGUGAACUUGUUGUAGAAUAGGCCUUUAGUUUGAUGAUGCCAAGGUGACGUGUAAUGCUGUAUUAUGAUUGUUAGGAUUGUGGUAUACUUGCCUCUAGAAGUUAAUAUGGAGUGCGGUCUUAAGUUUGAAAAUUGCACAAAACACUUGAACGCUUUUAAAAUCUCAUCUUAAUAACGUUUUUAUGUGCAUAGUUUAUCAUUUUUUAAUUUUUUUUUUUUUUUUUCCUUAUACUAAAAUAACUUUGUGUCUAUUAGUCCCUUCCUUCUUUUGGAAAAUAAAAAAAUUAAUAGGUGAUUGUCCUUUUUAAAUGUUCACUUACAUUUAACUACAAUUAAGAUUUUUAUUUUAUAGUUGAAUUGAUUUUGCUCAGAAUGUACUUAAAGGAACACUAUCGGGUCAGGAACACAAACAUGUAUUCCUAAUAGUGUUAAUACCACCAUCUAGCCUGCCCUGCUCCCCUCCCCCUCUUCCUUGUCCCCCUAAAUAUAGUAAUAUCUUACUUUUAUUCAAGUCUGCAGCUGCUGCCUCUCCCCCUGAUCUGCCUGCUUGGAUGACAUCAUCAGAAGUGUUGUUCUGAGCAAAUCACAAUGCUUUCCCAUAGGAUUGGCUAAGACUUUCAAGGAGGCAGUUCAGUGUCAGAGCCAAACACAGCCCUGACCAAUCGGCAUCUCCUCAUAGAGAUGUAUUGAAUCAGUGCAUCUCUAUGAGCAAAGUUCAUUGUCUGCAUGCAGAGGGUGGAGACACUGAAUGACAGGAAGCACCUCGAGUGGCCAGUGGAGUUAUCCCUAGGCUGUAAGGUAAAUAAUGAAAUUUGUUUGGGAAAAAACAUGUUUACAGCAUAAAGCUUAAAGGGAAUGAUUAUACACACCAGAACAAAUGCAAUAUGCUGUAGUUGUUUUGGUGACUAUAGUGUCCCUUUAACCUAGAUAAAGCUAAAAAAACAAGCAUUCAAGUUAAAUACAUUUAAGGGGCACUUUAGUCACCAGAACAACUACAGCUCAUUUGUAGUUGUUCUGGUGAGUAUAGACAGUCUCUGCAGGCAUUUUCGUGCAAACACUGUCUUUUCAGAAGAAAAAAGGGCAGUGUUUACAUUAAAGCUUAGGGACACCUCUAGUGGCCACUCCUUAGAUGGCCUUUGAAGUUGCUUCCUGGGGCAGUGCUGCACAGUGUGCCAUUCAACGUCUACAUGAACUAAACUUUCCUCAUAGAGAUGCAUUGUUUCAAGCCAUAUAAAUGGUGGUUUUAACAUUAUAGGGUCAGGAAUACAUGUUUGUGUUCCUGACCCUAUAGUGUUCCUUUAAUAUUGUUAAGGCAUUAAGUAUUAUACUAAACUAAAAGUUAUUUUUAUUCCAUGUGUUUGCAGCAACAGCCGAAGAAAAAGAACAUGUCUGCAUAUCAAGUCUUCUCUAAGGAGUAUCGAGGCAGUAUCAUUGCAGAUCACCCUGGGAUCGGUGAGAAUACACCCAUUCACUCUAUUAUAAAUUAAAUAAAAUGUAUGGCUCACUUAAGCUCUUAAAAAGAAGAAAAAUCCUGUGGCAAAAACCCUUAUCCCUCCUGUGUGAGGGACCCAGAGAUAGUCACCCAUCUGCUAAAGUUGAUGGAACAUUUUAAUCUGUGUGGCUGGACUUCAGCUGAGACCUGUUCUAGCCAAGAAUAUGUUCGUUUCUCCAGUGGGUCAGAUCUGCAGAAAAGGGAGCCAUCUUGUUUUAUUUCUAUUUUUUGUUUUAUACUGCCUUACCACAAUGCUGUAUGAUUACAUUUAGGAUGUCACAUAGUAACUGACUGGCGUCUACAACAUAAUGCAUGGCUAACUAUUCGAUGUCUCUAGUGCAUUAAAACAUCUAAAUUGAGUAUGUACAUUAUUGCGUAUGUACAUUGUCAUUGUGUGGUGGAGUCAAGAUUGCUCCAAAGCUCUCAGGAAAUGAGCAUGGUUCUUCAUUGGCCAUUCUUUAUUCUGUAGAGACAUUUGGCUUUUCCUACAUCAGUAGACCGAAUACAGAAGAAUGCUAGCGCCCAGCAGACCCAGGAAAGUUGUUAAACUGUACUAAAAUGGUUUGACAUCCUACAAUAGGACAGAGCCAGGAUACUCUUAGGACAGUGCUCGGCACCAUAACUACUACAUUGGGUUGUAGUGUUUAUGGUGCUUGGCAUUUCCUUUUAAAAAGAUACUUCUUGGAGACAAGUGAUGUUGUGAUGGUUCCUGGUACUAUGAAAGGAUAAAUAGCACAACACGACAGAAUCUAGAUAUCAAUCUGGGGACCAGUCCUUCUGUUCCUGAUACAAAGCUGAAAAGUUCUGGAAAUGUUAUCAGGAUUAAGUUGUACUGUCCUGAAAAGAUAAGAUCCUGAAAAUAAAUGGCCUCCCCCUUUCCCUGAUCACUUUCAGCUUAUCGUUGCAGUCCAAAGUUGGACAGAUUUACACUUGACAAUGCCCUUGUGCAGCUGCACUCAUACAUAUUUGCUGUAUGAGUGCAGCUGCAGAAAAGGUUGUUUCUGCUGUAAAAUAUAUUGAUUUGUGACUACAUGAGGCUUGGCUGGAUGGGCCAACUGAGUUGUUGGAAAUUAAGAGCGUUGUUAAUGGAUGUACAUGAAUCAUACUGUGAUAGGAGGUUCCCUGAAAGUGAUGCCUGAGUAUUUCUAGACUUGGUGAGCCAUUUAUAAUGAACCCUAUAUUUCAUGUAUGUGCUUUUUGUUUUUGUUUCAUUAGACUUUGGUGAGCUCAGCAAGAAACUAGCUGAGGUGUGGAAGCAGCUUCCAGAAAAGGACAAGCUUGUAAGUUUGUGAUCCCUAACCUUUUUCUUGUCAGAAUGGCCAAAAUAGCUUUGAUAUUACAAAAAAUUUUUUUUUCCUCUUGUGAUUUAAUGAAAGACAACAAAGCAUGAGGAACCUUCGUUUAACCCUUUAAGGACACAUGACGUGUGACACGUCAUGAUUCCAUUUUAUUCCAGAAGUUUGGUCCUUAAGGGGUUAAAGAACAUCCCCUCCUAAAUACCUGGGGGGCAAUAUUUCAGGUUUAGAAUAGGGUCAUCUAAAGCAUUUGAUUUCUACAUCACUUUCCUUGUCCUGAUUGAAUAUAGUAGUGUUUAUACUUCUUAAAAUGUCUCCUUUAAGCCUUGGCUCACCCUCUUAUACAAGGAAACCUUUUUGAUUCAGUAGGCCCAGAUGGAUUGCCUCGGCAUGUCUGUUACCAAAACAUGCUCUGAAGAUCACUCUGUUCACAAGCAUAUUUCCGCUGCGCUUGCACCCUUACUGCACUUUUACUCCAUACACUAUCUGUCAUUUAAAUUUUAAAGAAAUGUGAACUGUAAUGAUUAUUGAUUUUGAUGUCUUUUGUAGGUUUGGAAACAAAAAGCACAAUAUCUCCAGCAUAAGCAAAAUAAAGCAGAGGCUACCACUGUGAAACGCAAAUCAAGCUCCUCUGACGCCACUCCAAAGAGCAAAGGUAAGACGUCUGAAUUUCUAUCUAGGCAAAUAUUCUUUUUUGUUCUUUCUUUAAUUUUCCUGUGAACUUACCUUUCUUUAAGAGCACCCUUCACUAAAACUGCAUUUCCUUUUAUAAUAUAUGUAUUAAUGUCUGUUUCUCCCCUUUUCUCAUUUCCAGGCUCCUCUUCGAGUCUUACUUCUCCUCAUAAGAAAUCCCCAAGUAGUGUUUUAUCCUUCUCUUCUUCACCAGCCAAAGUCCCAGACACAGAACCCAUUGAUGUAGCAGCCCAUCUUCAGCUCCUGGGAGAAUCCUUGAGCUUGAUAGGUCAUCGGCUACAGGAGACUGAAGUAAGCACAUGUAUCUUGACAACAUAUUCCACACAAAAAAGUGCUUUGAUGAGCUUUUCCAAAUCCUCUGAAGAAUACUAUUGGUGAACAGUUAAUUUUGCUGCCACCUUAAGAACUUUACUCACAAACACAAGCUAUUAAAUCAUCUCAGCUAGACAUAAACUAUGUGGACCAAAGUAUUGGGAUACCUGGCCAUUACACCAACAGCGAUUUUUAUGACAUCGCAUUCUAAAUACAGACAUUAAUAUGUACUUAGUCCUACCCCUUUUUGCAGCUAUAACAGAUUCCACCCUUCUGGGAAAUCUUUCCACUAUGUUUUGGAGUGUUUCUGUUUUGGUUCCCAAUGUCUGUUCCUGUUCAUCCCAAAGAUGUUCGAGGUCGGGGCCCUGUGCAGGCCAGUCAAGUUAUCCAAUCAUGUCUUUAUGUGCCUUGCUUUGUGCACUGGGGCUCCGUCAUGCUGGAAUAGUAUAUGGCCUUUUCCAAAGUAUUCCCACAAAGUAGGAAGCACAGCAUUGUCCAAAAUGAUUUGGUAUGCUGAAGCAUUAGGAAUUCCCUUCACUGAAACUAAAGUGCCUAGCCGAACCCCUGAAAAACAGCUCCAUACCAUUAUCCCUCUUCCACCAAACUUUACAGUUAUCAUAAUGCAGUUAGACAGGUAAAUUUCUCCUGGCAUCUGCCAAACCCAGACUCGCCCAUCAGACUGGCAAACAGAGAAGUGUGAUUUGUCAUUUUCCACUGCUCCAGAGUCCAGUGGCACUGUGCUUUACACCACCUGAUCGAAGCUUGGCAUUGUAUUUGGUGAUGUAAGACUUGCUUGCAGCUGCUCGGCCUUGGAAAUCUGUUCCAUAAAGCUACUGCUGUACAGUUUUUGUGCUAGUAUUCAUGCCAAUGGAAAUUUGGAACUCUUCAGCUAUGGAAUCACCAGAGCAUUGGCAACUUUUACACACCAUGAACCUCAGCACUCCGUGACCCUGCUCUUUUGAAUGUGGAAUAUCUAGCAGGAAUGAAAUUUCACAAACUGACUAGUUGCAUUGAAUUGCUUGAAUUCGCUGGGUUCUUCAGAACGACCCUUUUUUUUUUUUUAAAUUUUUUUUUUUUUUUUACACAAAUGUUUGUAAAUGCAGACUGCAUGGCUAGGUGUUUUAUUGUAUACACCUGUGGCAAUAGGUCUGAAUAGGUGUUUCACAAUACUUUUGUCAAUAUAGUGUAUUUUACUGUUUUUUGGCUUGGAAUAAAGGAGAGGGUUUUUUAAUUUGUACCUGUUACUUAAUAAUAUGUAUUUGGGUUCUGAAAAUUACAUUAACGGUAGAAAGCCACACCACCAUGUUCACAUCUUUCCUGAAACUGGGGCCUCCAUCCUUGUUUUGUUUUCCAUUAUUGUUAUAAGCUUUGCACCUGUUGAUCAGCACAGAAAGAAGAGGAGAAACAGAAACAAUUUAUUUUCCUCCUCAUCCAAUCAGUGUGAAAAUGUUUUCCAUACUUUUAUUUUUCUGGCUAUUCUGCAUGGCAGCAUCAUGCUUAUGAGCAAACCUCCUUCCCAUAAGUGAUGCUGCCAUGUUUAGCCAGCAACGGUAUUUUCAAGGUGAUUGAUAAAUAAUCCUUAAUACAUUGCUGUAUGAUUUACGACUUUGUACUUACUGUGAUUUGCUAUUUUGUGUUCAUGAUAUGUCCUCAAUGUCUUCUUUGCAGGGCAUGGUUGCUGUGUCUGGCAGUUUAUCUGUCCUUCUGGAUUCCAUCCUUUGUGCUCUUGGACCAUUAGUUUGUCUUACUAGCCAUGUUCCCCAGCUGAAUGCUUGCCCUAAGCCGGUUCUGGUAAGUGUUUGAUAAAAAAUUUAACUUUCUGCUGCAAUUAAUUGUGAAUGUUUAGGGCAUUUAAAUUUUGAUGUAUAAUAAAGGUCCCUCUCAAUGAAGUUGUUAUGGUACCACUACCUGGAGUCUUCUGGCACCCUUGAUCCUUUUAGUGGUAAACUUUUCUCAAGCAGUUUAACACUGUAUCCCUAGGUGUCAGUCUCUCCAUCUCCUGUUCUGCGCAGAGCUAAUGCAGAAGCAUUAGUGUAAGAAGUGAGGGGGAGGGAAUUAUAGCCGGCUGCGUAUGGUAAAUAAUAUACUGUACAUAUACUUUUAGUUUUUCCUUGCCUGCAAAUGCUAGUGCUUCUGGAGCAGAACAGGAGAGGGAGAGACCGGCACCUGAGGACACAUCUUAUGUUUAAAACUGAAAGAUGGCACUGGUGGAACCCAGACACUAUAGCAAUUUCAUUGGUUAAGCUGCCCACAGAACCCUUAACUAUUUGCUGAGUGGAUUCACUUACUUCCUAAUCUCUGUAGUCUUUAAUGCACAAAGCUGUAAAUUCUUGGAAUAUUUGGCAAACAGAACUGCAAGGAGUAGAAUGUUUGAAUGUUUUCUGACCUUUUUUUUUUUUUUAAAUUUAUUUUGUUUUACAUAUACCGCAUUUUAGUUAAAAAAUUACUUUUAUUGUCAACGUAAUGGUUUCAAUGUCUAUAAAAACUAAAAUGUGUGCGGUUUCUUGUAUUUUUGUUUCCUUAGUCAAACACUCUGGACAACAUUGCUUAUGUAAUGCCUGGUUUGUGACCUUCAACAUCUAAUAGAAGAUUGUUGGAAUCUGGGACAUGGGACGCUAUUUGUUUUUAUUGUUGUAUAGUUCUGUAAUAUAUGUACACACAAAGUCAGAAGUAUUUUAUGCAGUCUUGUAAAUAUUAUUGUACCUUUUUUAGAUCAGACAGAAACAUGCAUAGGCUGGUUUACAUGUCAAGAGACAUUCCUGGCCCUUGAUGGACACAUUUUUUUUUAAAUUUAAAAUAAAAAUGCAACUCUCUUUUAGGGUGAUUUAUAUCACUGGAGAGUUUAUGGUGUACAAACCCCCCCCCCAAAUAUUUUCCACUACUUUGCAUGGUCUUACCUUUUGUAGGGAAAGCAUUUUAAAACAAAAAACUUAAAAUAACUUUUUUAUAUACUUAACGGGCACAUAAGUGGCACCAAGCACAUACCACUUUCUUCUAGAAAGUUUCAAAAUGUAAACGAGCUAAUGGUAAAGUAUUAUAUAAAAUAAUAAUAAUAAUUUGUUGCCAGCAGAAUGUGCGGUUUAAAAUUAUAAAGUUUGAACAGUCUGUUAGCUGCUGUUAUUCCAUUCAGUGAAGCUGGUUUAUGCUUAAACCUGCAAUGACUAUCAUAUUAUGUGCACUAUUCUCAUCACAUCCUGUGUGCCAGCACUGUGCAAACUAUUCCUACGUUAUGACCUUUUGAUCACGUGGUGGCAAUUGGAAAUAAUGAGGGUUUUAAACAAUGCUUGGUCAGUAAGGACAUUUAAUAUUAUGGCCACUGUAGUCCUUACUAAAAAGCAACAAUACAGUGUUAUGUGUAAGCACACUGUAUUUAUAUUGGUGUCUAAUAUUUUUUUUUUCUUUUUCUUUUUAAUUUUAUAUGUCAUUGUCAAAUGUCCUUGCUAUUGUUUAAAAUAAAUAAAUAAAUGCAUUUUUAGAUUUCUGUA